Messenger RNA from Eremothecium cymbalariae DBVPG#7215, 633 nucleotides. It is a transcript of the gene MRPS18, whose product is annotated as mitochondrial 37S ribosomal protein uS11m. The record is from RefSeq and is a predicted model, not a curated record. Gene Ontology annotation, molecular function: mRNA 5'-UTR binding; small ribosomal subunit rRNA binding; structural constituent of ribosome. Bases 1 to 633 code for a protein of 210 amino acids. Gene Ontology annotation, biological process: ribosomal small subunit assembly; translation; maturation of SSU-rRNA from tricistronic rRNA transcript (SSU-rRNA, 5.8S rRNA, LSU-rRNA). Gene Ontology annotation, cellular component: mitochondrial small ribosomal subunit; ribosome. The transcript has a single exon. NCBI's taxonomy places the organism in Eukaryota, Fungi, Ascomycota, Saccharomycetes, Saccharomycetales, Saccharomycetaceae.
AUGAUUAUUGGAACUAUGGGUUUGUGGAAGUCUGGUGUCAGGCGGUUUUCCAGUGGAGUGCGGUUGUUGGAAGCAGGGGGGGGUGCGGCGGUGAUGACGAAGGAUAUGAUACUGGGACAUGGGUCCAGUAUUGUUUCGCCUGGGAGUGGUAUGGCUGGCUCCAGGGUGGGAGGGGGGAAUCUUCAGGAGCGGAUCGUGAAGUACGUGUUGAGUUGUCGGUUCACGAAGAACAACACGCAUUUCACGUGCUCUGCUGUGGUCGAGGACAUGAAGUUUCUGGAGAAAAAUGCGGAGUUGUCGUACAAUGAGAAGUUCCUGUACUAUUUGCAGCUGCCGCAGAAGGUCAAGUUUCAUAUAUCGACUGGGAAUCUUGGGUUCCGGAAGGCUGCGCGGGGGGAGUACGAGGCAGCAUUUCAGACGAGCGCGAAGGCGCUGCAGAUGCUGGAGGAGCGUGGGUUGUUAGACCGGAACGUUGAGAUAGUGAUGAGAGAUUUUGGCAAAGGUAGGCAGGCUUUCAUUGCUGCUCUGAACGGCAAGGAGGGCACGAAGGUGCGCCCAAGGGUGUCGAGGGUAGCGGAUGCCACGGCUUUGAAGUUUGGUGGUGUUAGAGCACCAAGACCCAGAAGGUUGUGA